GCUGAUCACAGGAAACGGAAGAAGCAUUUUGCUGCCCUACAUGUAAACACCAGCUCCGCGUGAUCAUGGCGAACCUUGUUUUGUUGAGCCUGAUUUUCGUUACUUUUGGUGCAGGGCAAGGUUUCUCAGUACGGGACGCACCUGAAGUAAAUGACAGGCCGAUCAUUGGUGUACUUGCACAGGCUGCAUAUGGAGCAAAAGCAAAGUUUGGGAAAACCUACAUCCCAGCUUCCUAUAUCAAGUACUUGGAGAGUGCAGGUGCACGAGUGGUGCCAAUCAGGGUUGACUUGUCAACAGCUGAAUACACCAAGCUCUUCAACUCCUUAAAUGGAGUGCUAUACCCAGGGGGCGCUGUUGACAUGUUCACUUCUGGCUAUGCCAAGUCAGCCAAGAUAUUUUAUGAUCUUGCUCUCAAGGCCUUUGACCAGGGAGAUUACUUCCCUGUGUGGGGGACGUGUAUGGGGUUUGAGGAACUGACCGCCCUGACCAGUGGCAGGGAUGUGCUGGCCAACUGCAAAGGAACAGAAAACAGAUCUUACAAACUGAACUUUACCCCAGACUACAUGUCCAGCAGGAUGUAUGGUAAGGUUCCUGUGGACAUCCUGACAGACUUGGCGACUUUACCUCUCACUUCAAACUUCCAUCAGUACUGCCUCACACCUCAGAAUGUCACAAAUAAUGCCAAGUUGAAGAACUUUUACAAGAUUCUGUCAACAAAUACUGAUGACAAUGGUUUGGAGUUUGUAUCCAGCAUGGAAGCUGUCAAAUAUCCUGUCUAUGGCGUCCAGUGGCAUCCAGAGAAGAACAACUUUGAAUUUGGCUCUUUUCUGAACAUCACACAUUCAGAUGCUGCAACCAGGGUGUCACAAGCCAUGGCAAACUUCUUCAUUAGUGAAGCCAGGAAAAGCACCCACAGGUUCCCCACCCCUGCAGAGGAAGUUGAUGCCCUGAUCUACAACUACCCGCCAGUGUACACCGGGAACAUCAGCAUCAAUGAUCAGACAUACUUCUUUGACUGAAAGAGCCAGGAGAAGUCAGCAUGAGUUUCCCAGCCCAGAAGAAGAGAGAGCAGCUCUGAUCUACAACUACACACCUGUGUACACCGGGAACACAGACACGGCACA
This is a messenger RNA of Branchiostoma belcheri (Belcher's lancelet), 1124 nucleotides long. RefSeq names its product gamma-glutamyl hydrolase-like. Gene Ontology annotation, molecular function: gamma-glutamyl-peptidase activity. Gene Ontology annotation, biological process: tetrahydrofolylpolyglutamate metabolic process. The coding region runs from base 66 to 1019 and encodes 317 amino acids. The record is from RefSeq and is a predicted model, not a curated record. The transcript is spliced from 10 exons. Gene Ontology annotation, cellular component: vacuole. NCBI's taxonomy places the organism in Eukaryota, Metazoa, Chordata, Leptocardii, Amphioxiformes, Branchiostomatidae.